UGGUGAUGCUGCAGCGAGGCGGGCGGGAGGAAAAAACGAGAGAGGAGGGGAGGGGUCGCUCCAUCCCCUCGCGCCCACCGAAUCCAUUUCUCACAGCGCGCGGGGCUGCUGGCGGGAAGGCACGAGCAAGAGAGAGACAGAGAGAGAGAGCGAGAGAGAGAGUGCGUGUCUGUGUGUGCGCGUGGAUUGCACCACCGCAUCCCCGUUCACCGCUUUUUUUUCUGCAGGCGGCCAUGCUCUGAUGGAGAGAAUAAACCUGACAACCUUCUCUUCUCCCCCAGAUUUAGCCGCCGUGUAACCCCCCACCCUCGGCCCUCCACCCCAAAGUCGUCGUCGUUCCAGAUGUGACUGACAGGUCGUUUUAUGUCGCCCGCGUCGAGUACUGCCGUGCCGUUCACCUCGGAGAGACUGUGACACCAUGGCUUUGGUUAUGGAACCUAUAAGUAAAUGGACACCAAAGCAAGUGCUGGACUGGAUGAAAGGUCUGGAUGACUGUCUCCAGCAGUACGUGAAGAGCUUUGAGCGGGAGCAGAUGGGAGGAGAGCAGCUGCUGCACAUCACCCAUCAGGAGCUGGAGGAGCUGGGUGUCACCAGAAUAGGACAUCAGGAGCUCAUCCUGGAAGCUGUCGACCUCCUCUGUGCCCUGAACUAUGGCCUAGAGACGGAGAACCUCCGAACUCUUUCCCACAAGCUGAACGCCUCAGCAAAGAACCUCCAGAACUUCAUCCUGGGCCGGCGGAGGGGCGGACACUACGAUGGACGAGCUUCCCGACGGCUACCCAACGAUUUCCUCACUUCGGUGGUGGAUCUAAUUGGUGCAGCCAAGAACCUGCUGGCCUGGCUCGACAGGUCUCCAUUUGCCAGUGUGACAGAGUAUUCAUUGCUGAAGAACAACAUCGUGCAGCUCUGCCUAGAAUUAACCACCAUUGUACAACAGGAUUGCACUGUGUAUGAGACAGAGAAUAAGAUUCUUCACGUGUGUAAGACCUUAGCAGGGAUAUGCGACCACAUCAUCUCUCUGUCGUCAGACUCUCUGGUCUCUCAAUCUGCCCAUCUGGAGGUGGUCCAUCUUACCAGCAUCAUGCCCAGUGAAGGGCUGGGGAUGUAUAUCAAAUCAACAUAUGAUGGACUUCAUGUUAUUACCGGAACAACAGAGAAUUCUCCAGCAGAUCAGUGUAAGAAGAUCCAUGCAGGGGAUGAGGUGAUCCAAGUCAACCACCAGACAGUGGUGGGCUGGCAGCUGAAGAACCUGGUGAAUGCUCUGAGAGAGGACCCAUGCGGAGUCAUCCUCACGCUGAAGAAAAGGCCCCAGAACACCCUGAGCUCCACGCCGGCUCUGCUCAGGAACGUCCGCUGGAAACCGCUGGGCCUGCAGCCGGUUCCCACCAGUCCCACCAGCACCUCCCCAACACCUGGAGGAACUUUGGGCAUGUCCAAGAUGGACGCCCCCAGCAUGCAGGACGUCUACAUCCUGUCUCCUGUCUCUGGACUCUACAGCACCAGGGAGGAAAUGGGUCUGAUGUCAUGUGACGACAUCAGCCGCUACAGCUCCCAGUCCGGCUCCAAAGGUUCAGAAGCAGUCAGCUACUACCUGGACCAGGACAGCGGUCAGUACUUCUCCCUGCUGGAGGGUGAAGGACCGCCGGGGCCCGACUACGACAGGAGCCGCAACACCGGGGUUCGCCGACGGGACAAGACCCCCACCCAUGGUGACCUCAGACCCGUUUCCAUGCCUCCCGAAUAUAACUGGAUGGCCGAGGCCAAGGAACCCAGCAUGGGCAAGAGAGGGAGCCGAGAUUCAGACAACUCCCUGCUGCGUUACCUUAGUGACGACAAGAUCCUGGUGAUCGAGGAGGAGCCCGAGGGUCCGAGCAGAGAAAGCCGGAGGGAUUCCACGAGACGCUCUCGGCGCAAGAGCCGCAAUCCCAGCAGCCCCAGCUUUCCCAUCAGCCCCUCCAUGCUGUCCUCCACGCUGCGCCUCGACCAGCCACCUGAACCUUUGCCUCGAGGUGCAGACACACUGCGAGCAGACACAACGGACAGGUACUCGGGCUCAGGAAGCUCAGGAGCUGCCUCCAUGAGGAAGUCUUUCCAUUACACCUCUCUAAGAACGAAAACCAAAAAGAGAAGUAAAGGUUCCCUCACUAGUGCCAGUCGAAGGAGAAUCUCCUGUAAGGAUCUGGGUCACGGCGACUGUGAGGGCUGGCUGUGGAAGAAGAAGGAUGCUAAAGGCUACUUCACCCAAAAAUGGAGGAAAUAUUGGUUUAUCCUCAAAGAGUCUUGCCUCUACUGGUAUACCAACCAAAAUGAUGAGAAGGCUGAGGGCUUCAUCAGCCUCCCCGAGUUCAGAAUAGACCGAGCCAUAGAGUGCAGACGGAAAUUUGCCUUCAAAGCCUGUCAUCCCAAAAUCAAGAGCUUCUUCUUCGCCACAGAUUGUCUGGAGGAAAUGAACAGGUGGAUGAACCGGCUGGGUCUAGCUGCUAUUGGCUAUACACCGGACGAUAAGGUGCCACGCCCCGAUGAAGACUACUGGAGCGAGAGCGAUCAAGACGAGGUCGACGGCUCAAUGACACUCAAGCAGGAAGGACCCUCAUCCCUCUGUGACACCUACCAUCGCACACCAUCAGCCAACUUCCUCCACAGUUAUGACCAGUUGCCCCGCUCAGUGAGCUCCAUGAGCCUCAUGCGCUCCACUCCGUCCCCACUCCCUCCCCCGAUGAGUGCCUCCACCUCCCCCAUUCCUCCACAGAUGGUCUCUUCCACCUCCCCUCUCCCUCCCCAGGUGAACUCUUCUAGCCCCUUCCCGGAGCCAAAGCACGGUCGACAUUUCUCCAGCGAGUCCACGCACUCCCACUCCUCGGCCGAGGACCAGCGUGGAGAUGGCAUGGGCAUGGGCACGGGCAGCACCAGCACCCAUUCAUCUGGCUGCCGCUCCUCCCAUCGUGAGCGCCGCUCCUGGCAGGACCUCAUCGAGACCCCUCUGACCAGCGCCGGGCUGCACUUCCUCCAGACGGCGCCCGGGGAGAGCGACUACGGCCUAAUGGGGAGCAUGGCCGGAGAGAUGGGCUUCUACGGAGGGCUGGGCAGGCAGGGCAUGUCCCCGGAGAGACGCCGGCAGGCCACGCUGCCCGUCCGGAGACACCACGCCGCCGAGAGGGACCGGGACCGGGACGGGCCCUUCCCUCUGGAGAGAGGACCGCACACGCACAGCCACACGCACCGACGCUCCCACAAGCAGCGGAGCCAGAGUCUGCCCAGGAACAGAGACCCGAUGCUGGGGAAGCUGCUGCACUCCUCCGCCCAUAUGGAGGAGAGGAGUGAAGACGAGGAGGCAGAGGGGCAGGCUGCAGAGAUGCUCGAGGACCUGCGGGAGUUGAGAGUUGAGUCCAGAGAGAGGAGGGUGUCGGAGGGAAGAGAGCGACGGAUAUCGGAGGGCCGAGAGCAGGAGUCGCUGGAUGGGCUGGAGCAGCUGUAUCGGGCCCUGGAGCAGGCCAACGUGACGGCCCUCGGAGAACCCAGACCCUGUAGCAGGCAGGAGCUCCGGCGCUGUUUCACCCAGAGAGCCAGAGACCCUCUGCUCAACGACAGGCUGCACCGGGUCCGAGCCCUCCGCAGCACCUUGAAGGCCAAAGAGUCGGAGCUGGCGGUGAUCUGUGCCCUCCUGGAGGACCCUGGCUUGUGCUCCCAGACCUUCAGAGAGUGGAAGCAGUGGCACAGCGAGCUCUACUCAGACAUCUGCCAGCUCAGCCCCGGCACCAACGGCCAGGACGACCUCUCCCCGCUGGCUGCACCUCUCAUGACCCACACACACUCCUUCAUCGAGACACACGUGUGAGAAAGUCAAGCAAAGACUGAACAGACACUCACUGACACAAACACACACUUUACAUUAGCUAAAGCCCUGAUCACGACUCUGAGCACGCACUCACACAAACACACACACACAGACACACACAGGAACACACAUUGUAAGAUGUGUAAAUAUCAUAGAGGGAACAGUCUGAGACUUGCGUGUAUGAACUUUUGAUAAUCCUGAGGACCCCGCAGGGUGCCUAUUGCAUGCCUGAACAGAAAGCAUUAAUCUUCCUUUGUCUAUGGAACUCAGCAUAAACUCCACACGCUUGUCAAGAAAAACGGGGGGAAAAAAAGGAGACUUUUUAACACACGUUCGUUCCUUUGUAUUCUCUCGGUUUUGCUAUUUUUCGUUGAUUUUAGGGGGCAGGGGGAGCUAUGUAGCAGCAAUACAGAGGAGAAUCCUUUUCACCACAGCACUGUACUUUUGUACUGAUGAACUUUGCACCCAGAGCCACCAGUUCUCCCCCUUUCUCUCUGUGUUUUUUUUUUGUUUGUUUGUUUUCUCUCAUUGCAUAUCCUGAUUUACAGGGACCUCACUGUUACUGCAGGCUGAUCUCACUGGAAAGGUGUGUGUGUGUGUGUGUGUCGGGAGGGGGGGAGUGUAAGGGCAGUGACUUUGGUGUAAGACUGUGAGAGGUAGCCAUCGAUGCUGGUUUAUCUGUUUCUCUGGGAACCCAUGAAAACACGAGCAUCGAGAACCCACCGUGCCGGCCAGAUGCGCACGAUUUCAAACUGUGAAGUGUUCAGAAAUCCCCACUUUUAUCUGCAGAAGAAGGCUUCUCUGAUAGAGCGCAGUUCGACAAUUCAGUUUGCUUCUCUCUCUUCAUCCCCUCCUUCUCUUAAUUUUUUCCCUUCUCUCUCUCUCUCUAGUCCUCAAAGACUUGUGUAUAUGUGUAUACUGCUGUGUAUACUGAUGUAAAUGUUUGCGUUCCACUACCACUGUGAUAUGCUUGUAGAGGUAGCGGAGGGAAGACAGAGAGUAUGUAUUUGUGUGGGUACAAAACACUUUUUUUUGUUUUUGGUUUUUUUUUUUUUUUCUUUUAUUCCUUAAACAGCGAAUGCAAGAGCUAGAGAGUUCUUUUCAAAAGGAGUCACUCACUACAAAGAAUGCACUUUCUAUAUCUCUAUAUCUCAUUGGCUGCAUCACAGGGUCUAUGUCUCAUCAGCCUCUUUACCAUUGCUGUUCAAAUAUCAGGUAAAAGCAUUUGCCGUCUCAUUUUCUAAAGAUUUGUGUACAGUCUACAAAUAUAUUUAAACAUAGAAGAAUAUAUAAAUCUAUUUACAUUUUGUGUCAUAGAUAUAAUGUAAAGUAUGAUGUAUUCUAUGCCAAGGUUUUGCAGUGUCCCCCUCUUCACUCUGUAGAUGCAGGGUGUUUAGCAGUUUGAACGACUAGGAGGCAAAACAACAACCACCAUCACUGACAGCUGAUUGACAGUUUUUACUGGUUUACAUCACGUCUCAUUGUUCUCCUGGUGAUGUGUUGCAUGAGAAAAGGCCUGGGACUGAUUUGAAUGGACAGGGUAAAAUACUGUGGAUCAUUUGUGUUCUCCUUUUUUCCGUUUUGUUCUUUUACCCUCUUCUCAUGAUUGCAAGAUAAUUAGACUUGUAGCGCAUGAUACAUGCAAAAGUACUGUUGAAGAAUGACUUUUUAUUUCUAUGUUCAUAGGUUUAAAGUCUUCUUUUUAGUGUUCGAAGACACACACUGUACAAAAACUGAGGGAGGCUUUUGUUUUUGCUACUCAGUUCUCUAAAGUAAUGCAGAUACUCCUUUAGCAUCCAAGCAGGAGAUUUCAAUUUGGUGUUUUGGUUUACAAAGAAAGACUGACACACUUCCAAAGGCUUCAGAAAUCAGAUAAGAGAGAUACUUUGAAAACAAAAGCGGUUUGAACAUUCCCUCAAAGCAUAUGGUUGAUGCUGGGCAGUCCCAGACCUCUCCGCUUAAGGGUCUGUAAUGUCUGCGAAACUCAGAUGAAUCAUUUCAUCUGCAAUAUCAGGCCAAGGACUCAACGGUGCCCCCCAGUGUCGAAGACUCUGAGAGACAUGCGUAGCACCUGCUGCAUCCAGCACUAUCUGUACUUAUUCUUCAUAUUUUACUGUAGUUCUCGUGUAGGUUCAGGUUUUCUCAUCACGUCACACUGUAGUUGAAAUAUCAAACACACCCCAGAAAUAUAGCUCGUGUUUUUUUGACUGGUUAAUUUGAGAGUACCACAACGAAACUAAAUGAUGCAAGCACUUUCCCUGUGCCUCCCAACCCUCUCUUUUGGCAACGAAGGACUGGUUAUACUGGUGUUCCUACACACACACACAGACACACACACACACACGCAGCUGUAGAAGAGUUACAGUUACAGUUUUAGUCUGCAGACCUCUCUCCAUUUCUCAUCUUUAGUGUUGGUCUUCUUUCUCCAACUGCUGCUCCGCUGAGCAGGCGACAUACUGUAGAUUCAAAGGAGUUCUUGACAGUUUUAAUUUGUAGGCACUGACUGUGUUAUCCCUCCCAGAUAUUUGUGUGUGUAGACCUGCAGAAACAGGCCGAAAAGGGAGAUUCCACUGUGUGUUCUUUCAGGGGUGUACACCUCAUGGUACAUUGCACAGGUGUGUAAGAUGUAAGUUGCACUGCGACAUUAAAAAAGGAACAUAUUGCUCUUUUUCAAGGAUAAUAUUAGCUUACUGUUAUUCUGUACAUUAAACUGACUAAAGAUGAUAUUAAAAAAGAAAGAAAAUGACAUUUAUUCUUCCUAAAGUAGCCUUUUUUGGUUUCAUAUAUAUGAAUAUAUAUUACAAAAAAUACAGAUUGUAAACCUAAGUUGUUAAACUUUGACUUCAAUAAACUGAAUCCUCUGCACUAUGA
Molecule: messenger RNA, 6706 nt
Organism: Amphiprion ocellaris (clown anemonefish)
Lineage: Eukaryota; Metazoa; Chordata; Actinopteri; Pomacentridae
Product: connector enhancer of kinase suppressor of ras 2
Exons: 24
Coding region: 419-3835 (1138 amino acids)
Biological process (GO): regulation of signal transduction
Cellular component (GO): cytoplasm; membrane
Molecular function (GO): protein binding
Source: RefSeq, a predicted model, not a curated record